Messenger RNA from Paecilomyces variotii, 2010 nucleotides. RefSeq lists its product as hypothetical. The coding region runs from base 481 to 1815 and encodes 444 amino acids. The transcript has a single exon. The record is from RefSeq and is a predicted model, not a curated record. NCBI's taxonomy places the organism in Eukaryota, Fungi, Ascomycota, Eurotiomycetes, Eurotiales, Thermoascaceae.
CGAUGUUCUUCUGCUCGUCCAACUACGCGCUCUCGUCCAACCGCCCAUCCCCCGGGCGCUAUGUUUGAGGCCCUCUGAGCCUGUGAGAAAAGAGCGCUCAGCCUGUGGAGAUGAAGAGUCAUAGCUCUUUGGAACGCCAUCCCACCGGGUGGAGUCUCCGAUGGCUGCGCUGUAUACCAGUCGGCGCUUCUGCGCAGUCUAUUCUGGGACUUCAGCGCCAACUUCCAGAACUGGAUGUAUCAGUGGAUGUUAAAUGAAGGCAUGGUCUUGUGGGCGUCAUAUACCUGGAUAUACCCUGCAUCCAACUGUUCUCUUUGUUCACACUUUGUAUACUGAAAUGUUUUGUCUUCUUCUUUGAUGUCUAUUUAAAUCUAAACAGAGCUUCUGUUACUUAAUCACACUCUUCUAUUGCUUCAUCCUUUUGUCUGUUGGAUUAAAUCUCUUCGUGACAAGCUCUCUGGAUUUCCUAGUGUUACCAAUAUGGCGAGGUCGCUGCUGCAUCACAUCCUCGCCAUAUACUUGGUCUACUCUGUUCUCGAUACGACCACCAUAGCAGCUGCUGUUUCAUCAAGCGAGGUAUUAGCACUGCUGCAACGAGACACUGGUUCAUGCCCCAAUUCAUUUGAUCAUUGUGCGAAUUCGAAGUUCCCUGCAGAUUUCUGCUGUCCAUCAUCGUCGACUUGCAUAAGUCUGGACAAUGCCAGCUCUGCUAUCUGCUGCCCCGAGGGAUCGGACUGCUCCUUCAUCCAACCGAUUACAUGCGAUAUCCAGCUACAAAAUGUUACGGCCCAUCCAACAAACUCACUCAAGACCACCAAGCUGGAUGACAGCCUUCCAAAGUGCGGAGAUUCAUGCUGUCCCUUUGGAUACACGUGCCAAAACGACAAUACAUGUGCCCUUGACAAAGACACAUCAUCAUCAGCAACUUCUUCCGCAAAUCCAUCAACCUCUGCUGCCGCUACAUCCUCGACCCAGACCACGGUAGCAACUGCUUCCUCUGAGACCGGAUAUACAAGCUCUGUCACAUCGGAAACAUCAGCUCCAUCCGCAACACCUUCAAUCGCAAUCACUGCAAAUCCGUCCGCAACUGAUUCUGCCAAUCCAACAACGACAAGUCCCUAUUCUUCGACUUCUACUUGGGAUGCAACUUCUCUAGCUGGACUCUCUACGACUUCACCGAGUUUGACACCGAAAUGUCCAUCCUUUCCCACCAAGGCUAUUAUUGCGGGUUUCUUCCCAGGUCUCCUCUGUGGCGUCAUUAUAACACUCCUUGUGACGAUCUGCUUCAAAAGACGAAGCAGGCGACGUGUUCCUCCUGUUUCGAAGAUUCCCCAUAUCCGCCAACGAAGUUCUGAUGGAGGAAUCAUCGGUAUAUCAGGCCCCAUUAUGACGGAAGAGAACUCCUUUCGGUCAGACUUCUUGCGCCGUAAUGGUCUAUCCCGAAAUUCCGUAGGUGGCAGAUCGAUACUUCAUCGUUCCAGAUCUCGCGUCCGGAGUCUCUUCGCCACUGGGCCUCCUAAAGGGAACAUCUAUACCACCGACAGAUCUGCUCCUCCACUUCCAGUCACGCCGCCCCGGCAGAUCAUCCCACAACGGCCGCCUAGCACCGAGAGCAUUACGGUGUUUUCGCCAGAAGCAUUUGCUUCUUCUGACGUGCUGAAUCCAAGUCCAUAUCCUCCAAGACCGAAUACGACAUUUACCGAGAUGAUCGACAAUGUGGGCUUCAAGAACAGUGAUGGAAACCCGUAUUAUCGUGUCACGGAAACACCGAAGCCACCAUCUCAGACACAGAGUCCCCCGAGGAGACUUGCUUAAAAGCGCUGGCACGUUUCUGCAUUGGUGGAACGCGUAUUUAAAAUUUCUUUCUGUGGCUCAAAUCUUUUGAUUUGCUUUAGAACGCCCUACACAUACAGGACCCUCGUCUAAAGUUUCGGACGCAGGGGUUGUCAUUUUUCUGCUACAUAGUUAGCGAGCUUAUUCUAAUUUAAUAGACAUCGAAGUAUACAUGCA